AUGGCCCAAAGCUCUCCUCACCUCCCUUCAAGCCUUCCAGUAUGGCCGUUGCUGCCUUACAUCGCAGUAGCAUCAGCUAUUGCUUUGACGGGAUACCUCCUCAGCAUUCGAUAUCGACCAGGCUUACGCCAGGUUCCAGGACCACUACUGGCGUCUUUCUCUGACCUCGACCGCAUCAUCUCGACAGCCAAGGGCUUGUGUAUGAACUACCACCUCAAGCUCCACGAACAAUAUGGACCUCUCGUAAGGAUAGGACCCAAACAUGUCUCCAUCUCGGACCCAUCGUAUAUCCCGGUCCUGUACGGGAUCAACAGCAAAUUCUGGAAGACCGACUUUUACAUGCCAUUUGAUGUCAAAACGCCAGCGGGCAUGAGACCGACCAUCUUCUCCGUCCGUGACGAGCACCGCCAUCGUGACAUCCGACGACCCAUCGCGAACGCCUACGCGCUGAGCACGCUCAAGGAGCUCGAGCCGAUGAAUGACGCCUGUUCGGAAGUGCUGACGAGGAAGUUCGACAAGUAUGUCGGACAGGACAUUGAUCUUGGCAAGUGGGUGCACUGGUACGCCUUCGAUGUCAUCACGUCUAUUACUUUUUCCAAUACGCUGGGCAUGAUGGAGCAGGAAAAGGAUAUUGACCGCAUUAUCGAAUCGAUUGAGGGUCGUCUUAUGUAUAACAGCGUCGUUGGGCAAGCGCCGUACCUUCACAGAUGGCUUUUUGGGAAUGAAAUCGGCUUUAGACUGGGGCAAUUGAUCCCAGCGGUUCGGGUGAUGAACUCGUCGAGGUACAUCGUUUCGUUUGCGGCGAAGCAACUCGAGCGUUAUAACAAGCAGGAGUUCAAUACAAUCCCGUUGAAGGAUAUGCUGGAUCGAUUCAAGCGGUUCAAAGACGAGGAGCAGUUGAUCGACGACCCAGCGAUGCUGAGCCACGCCGUGAGCAACAUCUUCGCCGGCUCCGACACCACCGCCGCCUCCCUGCGCGCCAUCUUCUACUACCUCACCCUCAACAAACCCGCCCACACCAAACUCCUCUCCGAAAUCGACACCGCCGACGCCCAAGGCCAGCUCUCGGACCCGGUCACCUUCGCCGAAGCCCAGAACCUGCCUUACUUCCAGGCCGUCAUCAAAGAAGCGCUGCGCAUGCACCCGGCCGUGGGUCUCCUCCUCGAGCGACUCGUGCCCGAGGGUGGCGCGGAGAUUGGCGGCGUGCAUCUGCCGGAGGGCACGGUGGUGGGGAUUAAUCCCUGGGUCGCGGCGAGGGACACAGCGACGUACGGGGCGGAUGCGUAUGAGUUUCGGCCGGAGCGGUGGUUGGAGGCGGAUGAGGGGAGGUUGAAGGUGAUGGAGAGGAAUUUUUUGGCGUUCGGCGGCGGAGCGAGAACUUGUAUUGGGAAGAAUAUUUCCAUGCUCGAGAUGUCGAAAUUGGUCCCGCAGUUGUAUCGACGGUUUGAUUUUGAGCUGUCGUAUCCCGGGAGGGAGUGGACGUUGCAUGAUUAUUGGUUUGUGAAGCAGACGGGUUUGAUUUGCAGGGUCAAGCGGAGGGAGAGGGCGUAG
Zasmidium cellare ATCC 36951 is the source of this 1551-nucleotide messenger RNA. RefSeq lists its product as uncharacterized. The record is from RefSeq and is a predicted model, not a curated record. The transcript has 5 exons. Lineage: Eukaryota; Fungi; Ascomycota; Dothideomycetes; Mycosphaerellales; Mycosphaerellaceae. Gene Ontology annotation, molecular function: heme binding; oxidoreductase activity, acting on paired donors, with incorporation or reduction of molecular oxygen; iron ion binding. The coding region runs from base 1 to 1551 and encodes 516 amino acids.